Molecule: messenger RNA, 4341 nt
Organism: Ctenocephalides felis (cat flea)
Lineage: Eukaryota; Metazoa; Arthropoda; Insecta; Siphonaptera; Pulicidae
Gene: sas
Product: putative epidermal cell surface receptor
Exons: 29
Coding region: 1-4341 (1446 amino acids)
Molecular function (GO): protein binding
Source: RefSeq, a predicted model, not a curated record
AUGGGUGCAACAACAGUUCCUCCAGCAGAAUCAACAACAAUGGACCUGAUUCAGUCGGCUCAAACAACGAUCCAGAAUUUUGUCACUUUGAAGUCAACGAUGGAGGACAAACCAAUCGUUUUCAAGGAAAGCGUUCACGACGAAUAUACGAAUCGGGAGGAUUUGGAUAAAAUACGGCAAAUUUCGACCACGAAACCAACUGGUGAAAAGAUAGACGAAACAGAAACAAAAUCUACCGAUAGAAGUGUGCAGGUUGUUCUUCCACUUCAGCAUUCAACCGAUUCUUCAGACAGCUCAGAAAGGACAACAACUACUUCAAUCACGGAUGAAAUUGCUAUCAGUCCACCUAAAAGCAAAACCAGCCCAUUAAGUGUGUCUUCAAAAGGAAGGGCCAUAGAUUUUUCAAAUCAGUUUGACGUUGGCGAAAAGCAGAAAACAAAAAUAGACGACAUGAAUGACAUGAUGUCGACAAAAAACAUCAUCGCCGAUAAGGAUAAAACGAAAAUCGACAGCAAAGGUCUUGAUGAUGUAAGCAUGGAUGAUGACGAUGACGACGAUGUGAUAUCAGCAGGCGACGUUUCGAAAAGUAAAUCAGAACAAUCACUGGCUCGAAAACCAAUACUGACCACAAAUGAUUCGCCAAAUAUGCAAGUGCAUUGUAUCUUCAAUGGAACAACAUAUAAGCCAGGACAUUCGUUAGAUAAACACUGUGAAGGCAUGUGCAAAUGUUCCGAAGAAGGUCUUUGGAGAUGUGAGCCCAGGUGUGAAGCUCCUUAUGUCACAAGAACUCCUGAUGGCACCCUAAACGAUGUCACCACCAAAAAUGAAAGGGGCUGCCGCGAAAUGGCACACCCAACAGACGAGUGCUGCGCUGUCCUGGUUUGUGCAGCCGAUACCACAGGCAAUAAUUCAACUGAUGUAACAUGCAAUCACGAAGGUAUGAUUUACAAAGCUGGUGAUAGGUUUCAAGUCGGCUGUGAAUCGCUUUGUCUUUGUGGAGAGACGGGAACAGUGUCAUGUGAACCAAGAUGUCCCAAAUCUGAAUCCUCCGACAACAAAGAAAACCACUGUGUCUCAGUACAAGACCCAAGAGACUCCUGCUGUAAAGUUUUAUUAUGCGAUGUCACUUUAGAUGAUGCUCAUAGAGCAAUCGAUGAUGUCACUGCACAUGAAGAAUCAAACAGCUUGCCACCUCUAUCAGAACCAUUCGCACCUCACGAAAACAAGAUGCUUGGCAAUAAUUCCAUGUACAAAAUGAAUGAUACUGUUUUGUCAUUGAAUGACACUAGUAUAAAAAAUUCAACAAAUAGUUUAGAUGGUUUUAUGACUGGUAUGGGUAUGCAGAAAGGUAAAAAUAGUACUGAUAAAAUUAAAAAUGUGCUGACUAUGUCAUCUGCUGAGAAGAAAGAAUUGGAGGGAUGUGAAUACGAAGGCAAGGUCUAUGCGCCAAAAGAGGAAUUUCACAAAGGCUGUGCAGAAUUAUGUGUCUGCCUUCCAUCAGAAAAAUCAACCAAUAAAUUUGAAGCAUCCUGCUUGGCCUUAUCUUGUCCAAAUGCCUUUGGACUCGAUGUAGUCGAUCCCCAUUGUCUCAGAUGGGAACCGGACCCUCCAGGUUUUGAGCCAAAAGCGCCUCAUUGCUGCCCAGAAAAAAUGCGAUGUGCAGACAAUGGCACAUGCACCUAUAAAGGACGCAGUUUUGAGAAUUGGUCUGCAAUUCCUACAUCUAUAACCGGUUGUGAUGAGCGUUGUUAUUGUGAAGGUGGUAAAGUCGAUUGCCGUCCAGGAUAUUGCCCAGACGUAGGACCAACACCUACGUGCAAAGUAGGCAGUACAGCACGACUGAUUAACCUGGAUGGUGAGGAGGAAGGUGAUGACUGCUGCAAGCAAUGGAAAUGCGAAAAGAGCAAUGAUGUAAUAGGUGUGAUGGUGCCAAAUAAAACAGGGAAAACAAGCAAGAGUCAACAAAAUACAGAUGCUAACAAAAUGUCGAACAAACCAGGCAGUCAGUUUCCAGGUCCUUAUGCACCAGGCAGUAGUGAAUUGAGUAAAGAUCCACCCACAAAACCGAAUAAAGCUCAUCAGUUCCCAGGACCGUUAGCAAAUCUGCCAGGGCCUUUCAAUUUAGACAACGCCAUCAAACCAUCACAAAAGGACAAAAUUAAACCAACAACAGUAAACUAUCAGGACCACUACUACACAUCACAGGAGGACGAAGAGGACAAGGACACUGUCUAUGACUUUAGACCUGACUUGAAUAAUCCUGGACCUGGAUAUUUUAACCCGUCUGUCAGUAAAACUCAAUAUCAGGACUUUGACAAUGAGAAAAACCAUAAUAUGCAUAAUCCAGGCAUUAAUAAUUUAGGACCUGUUAUAAACUCAGGUGUCAAUCAGGGUCAUGUAUUUGGCCAGAACGAAGAACAUUUUGUGAAUGGACAAAAUCCUAUUCCUUUACCACCACCAAACCAACCAAAUCAUCCACUGUUAGGAGUGCCUAUAAACGGACAACUUCCAUCAGGUGUAAGAUUAGAACAUAUCCUACAACAUCUAUCAGGAGGCGUUCAAAAUGGACAGACACCACCAGGCUUUAACCCUGGACAAGGACACUUGUAUCCUAAUAGACCACCACAACAGGGACCAUUCAUUAAUGGAGGAUCUUAUGUUCAAGAACCCAAAAUAAACGUGGUGAGCUUGGAAGCAAUUGAUUCACAGACUGUGAGACUUGUUUUUAGCGUCCCUGCAGUUUUAGUGGGCCUGCACGGCAGAGUGGAACUUAGAUACACACCAGACAGCACAAAUGGUGACAUGUCGACUUGGCCAUCACAGAUAUUUGCACCACCGGAUGACUUAAUAGCGACACCUCAACUAGAAUUCGAACUUGGUGGUCUGAGACCCCAAACUGAAUAUAGGGUACGAGUCACCCUGUUGCUCAGAAGUGAUGUGAGCCUAGUUGCUGGUAGCGGAAGUGGUGCAGAAAUCACAAGAGUCAAUAGCGAUGUGUACAGGGUCAGGACUCCUGCAGCACCAGAAAUCGGCAGAUUACCUUUCCCUGUGGUGCCUCCACAUGCUGGUUUGAUAAACGGACCACCAUCAACAAUUCCUAUAGAGCCUGAUUUCAUACUUUUGGGCAAUAAUGCAACAACAUUAGAAGUAUCGUGGCGCAGACUGAAACCAGAAGAACUGCAAUUUGUAGAUGCAGUACAACUUCGUUUUAAAGAAAUAGAUGCCAAAGUAUUUUCUGCAACACCACUAAUUCACAGAUCUGUAACAAGAUACACCAUUGAAGGUCUAAAACCAUCUACUUCAUAUGAUGUAGGAAUAUUUUUCAUACCAUUUGCUGGACAAAACAUAGAACUCAAAGCUGAAAACAUGCUUAGGGUGAAAACUGAACGUGAAAUAGAUGUGUACGGUUUUGAAAUAAAGAUAAAUGCAACCAAAAUUAAAUCAACAACCAUGGAAAUCUCUUGGUCGGGAGUCCCAUAUCCUGAAGAUAAAUUUGUUAAUGUAUAUCGUGCUAUUUAUCAGAGUGAAACAGGCAAAGAAGAUAGCAGCGUGUUCAAAGUAGCUAAAAGAGAGUCAAUGGGUGGAACAAUGAUAAAGGAUCUUAAACCAGGAACAAAGUACAGGCUAUGGUUAGAAGCUUAUCUUACAAAUGGCAAGAUCAAAAAGAGUGCUGUUAUCGACUUAUUGACAAAACCUGGAAUACCACAAGACAGUCAAACAGAUAAAUUGAGUUCAAUGCCUUCCAAAAGAGACAACACAGGAGAUUACUAUUCCUCUUUAGUAGUUGUUGCAGUAAUCGCAGCCCUGGCAGUACUGUCUACUUUAAUUUUGCUACUCAUACUGACCAGAAGGGGAACAAGAAGAACAGCUAGUAUUACAGCACCUGCAGCAGCGGCUGUAAGAAACGCCAAUGGAGAGCAUAAUAAUAGAAAAAUUACUAUAGCUGAAAGCGCUUAUGACAAUCCAACUUACAAGGUUGAAAUCCAACAAGAAACUAUGAAGUGCUGUUAUCGACUUAUUGACAAACCUGGAAUACCACAAGACAGUCAAACAGAUAAAUUGAGUUCAAUGCCUUCCAAAAGAGACAACACAGGAGAUUACUAUUCCUCUUUAGUAGUUGUUGCAGUAAUCGCAGCCCUGGCAGUACUGUCUACUUUAAUUUUGCUACUCAUACUGACCAGAAGGGGAACAAGAAGAACAGCUAGUAUUACAGCACCUGCAGCAGCGGCUGUAAGAAACGCCAAUGGAGAGCAUAAUAAUAGAAAAAUUACUAUAGCUGAAAGCGCUUAUGACAAUCCAACUUAUAAGGUUGAAAUCCAACAAGAAACUAUGAACUUAUAG